UCAAGUCAACACUCGCAGCUUGGAUCGUUUAUAAGACAUUUUGUUGAGUAACAUCCUUCAAGUGCAAGAUGUCGAUCCCAGAGGAUAUGGAGAUGGAGAAGAUCGCAGAAGAUGAGCUGUCCAAGCUGCAGAGACAGUUCCGCGUGAUGGAAAUAGACCGUAUGUCUGUGAUGACGAGCGUGCAGCCGACGCUCCGAGUACAAAGGAACAUGAUCCGCACCCUGAACAACGACCUGGACAAGAUCAUGCUGGAGCUGAAGCUAACAAAAAGCACCUCCAAUGUGAUGGAGAGCGCCAAGGCCCGUGACAAGUUGGUCUCACUUCUGAAAGAUCACGAGCGCUGUUCUUCCGAAGUCCGUGAGCAUCGCAGCACCAUUCAUGAGCUGAACUUCCUUCUCAAGCAAGUGCAGAAGGAGAUAAAAGCGCUAAGGACCAAAGGCAGUGGUGCUGAAGAGGAAUACGCCAAGUCCCUAACGGACCAGACCAUGAUCAGUCAGCUGGAGAACCGGCUGAGCACCGCCAUGAAGCGCUAUAACACAGUCAACAGCGAGAACUACAAGAUGAGACUAGAGAUCGACCGGCUUCUUAGAGACAGGCAGUCAUUCAACGGCGUAUGGAAGACCCAGAUCAAGCGUCUUCUAGACGGGAAGGCUGCUAUUUUGGAGCUAGUGGAACAGGCUAUUGCAGCAUAUGAUCAGAGGGAGGAAUGGUGUUCGAAGCUUGAUGGCAUGAAGGAACGUGCGGCUAUUGACUAUAGGAAACAUUGUCUCGAAGUUCGCGAACUGCAAAGGCAGCUGGAUCACAGCAUGAAGCUCGAAGAGUUCCUUCGGACCAAGGGCACAGUCAGACUGACGGCGGCAGACGCGAAGGCGGAGGCCAAGCGGCUUGAGCAACAAGAAGAAGAGAUGAGGACCUAUAACAACUAUGUGAACAUCUUGGAUGCUAUACGGGAGUUUGCAGGGGAAGAUGACGUAGACAAACUUAUCCUAGAGUUCAACAGACGAGAAGAAGAGAACUACGCGCUGUUCAACUACAUCAACGAGGUCAACACAGAGCUGAAGAACCUUCAUGACAACGUGCGAUCACUCAGGACAACCAUAGACGAUGAGCAUGCCAAGCACCAAGCCAAGCUAUCCAAGCAGCAGGACAGCAUCGAAUCCCUGCGUACAACGUUAGACGAGAAAAGACAAGCUACUGCGAAGCUGAGAGAAGAAUAUGCUCGCAGUGAUGCGGUGCUGAACAGUUUGUUGCAGCAAAUACAGCAGUUGGCGCAGUGAGUACAUCUACUACUACUCCUGGGUGAUUUUGGGGUCGAGAUACGUAUUGAGAUUAUCAUACUCAACAAGGUUUCCCAUGGGACUAACGACAAAAUCGCGAAAAGAAUAUAAUGGACACCUUGAGAGCUCACCCAACGUUACGUAGACGAAACGUAUGGUCAAAAAAAACCAUUUUCAUAUCGGUCCCGUGGGAAACCUUGUUCAGUAUGACCAUCUCAAUACAUUUUUGACAUUCGGGAUCACGACCCCGAAAUCACUCAAUAUAGGGACCGUGCGCGUUGGAGGGUCUGCCUUCUUGUGGCCUGAAUUGGAACCAUAAACAUGCAGAUGUACACGUCACGUGUUUUCUUGUGCAUAGUAGGUUCUGCCAUCUUGUGGGCUACAUCGGAACAAAAAACAUCACAUUUACGCCUCGCGCCAAAAAUCUGACGGCUCCUGUGCUGCCUCCUACAGUUCAUGCACGCUCCCUAUAUCUACAGUAUAUGUCCGUUUUGUGUUUGUUUGUGUACC
Cydia pomonella (codling moth) is the source of this 1787-nucleotide messenger RNA. RefSeq names its product coiled-coil domain-containing protein 63-like. The coding region runs from base 69 to 1277 and encodes 402 amino acids. The transcript has 9 exons. The record is from RefSeq and is a predicted model, not a curated record. NCBI's taxonomy places the organism in Eukaryota, Metazoa, Arthropoda, Insecta, Lepidoptera, Tortricidae.